Molecule: messenger RNA, 1614 nt
Organism: Pyrus x bretschneideri (Chinese white pear)
Lineage: Eukaryota; Viridiplantae; Streptophyta; Magnoliopsida; Rosales; Rosaceae
Product: receptor-like protein 2
Exons: 1
Coding region: 162-1586 (474 amino acids)
Biological process (GO): hormone-mediated signaling pathway
Cellular component (GO): plasma membrane
Molecular function (GO): protein binding
Source: RefSeq, a predicted model, not a curated record
UUGAAGUGAUGUUUGCUGCUAGCGUGUUCAAGCUGAAAGGAAGAAGGCAGAAAAGAACUUGGAUUAUGUAUGCAUUUAGUUGCUCUAUAUAUACCCAAACCUUAGAGAAUUCCGAAUGUAAAGAAACAUAUAUACGCUAGAGCAGCUUAAUUUCUAACCCAAUGGCUCAUGGCUUCCUUCUCAUCCUCUUAUUCUCUCACAUCAUCUCCACAAAUGUUCAUGCAUGCAACCAAACUGAGCGUGCCUCUCUUCUGUCCUUUUCCUCCACCCUAUCUUCUCAUCCUUUAAAUUGGACUUUGGUUAACUGUUGUUGUUGGACGGGCAUCGUUUGUAAUCAGGAUGGUUUGGUCACCCAUUUGCUCUUAUCCUCUAAAGGCCUCAAAGGAGCUAUUUACCCCUCAUUAUCAUCACUUGGAAAUCUCACACGCCUCGCCCACUUGAAUCUUUCUCACAAUUCACUUUCCGGAUCACUUAAAACCGAAUUCUUCUUGUCUUUGAAGCGUCUUGAGAUCCUAGAUUUGAGCUUUAAUCUUCUUUCGGGAAACCUACCAUUUUCUCUGCCAUCCCACAAUAUCCAGACAUUGGAUUUGUCAAGCAAUCGGUUUCAUGGUGCAAUUCCAUCAUCAUUCUUUCAACAAGCUCGGAAUUUAACUAGUUUCAAUGUCAACAACAAUACCUUCUCAGGUUUGAUCCCAUCCUCUAUAUGUCUUCAUUCUUCUCCCUUGAUUAGGUUGUUGGAUUUUUCCUUCAAUGCAUUUAGUGGCAAGAUUUCUCCUGGACUCGGGGAGUGUUCAAAAUUGCAAAUUUUUCGUGCUGGUAAUAAUAACCUCUCAGGAUUACUUCCGAAUGAUAUCGACAAUGCCACCAAACUCGAAGAAAUUGCACUCCCUUCCAAUUCACUCAAUGGAGCCAUAGGUGAGAGAAUUUUCAAUCUCACCAACCUUGCAAUCCUUGACCUCUCAUUUAACCAAUUUAGUGGCAUCCUCCCUUCUCAUUUUGGAAAGCUCUCCAAAUUGAAACACUUGGCUCUUGAUUGCAACCAUUUCGAAGGUUCUUUGCCCCCAUCGUUGAUGAAUUGCACGAACCUUGUAGAAAUACAUAUGGCAGUCAACAACUUGGAAGGAGAUAUCUCCAUGCUCAAUUUCUCAAAACUUAGUCACCUCAGUAAACUUGAGCUAUCUCUAAACCACUUUACUGGUAGAUUUCCAACAAGCCUUUAUUCAUGCGAGUCCUUAAAAUCUAUUAAUUUGGCUACAAAUAAUCUAGAAGGACAAAUACAACCUGAAAUUCUUUCAUUGAAAUCUUUGACCUUUCUCUCACUAAGUGGCUUAACCAACAUCAAUGGGGCAAUGAAGAUAUUAAUGCAUUGCAAAAGUCUUCAAACGCUCCUCCUUUCACAUUCGUUCAAUGGCGAGGAAAUUCCAACUGAUGAAGGCAUGCUUGGUUUCGAUGGGUUCCAAAAUCUUCGAAUGUUGCUUUUUUAUUAUUGUGAGUUCACUGGUCAAAUGCCGUUAUGGUUUUCAAAACUCAAGAAUGUAGAGAUCUUAAUUAUGUCAGGCAGUAGAAGUUACCGAGCCAAUUCCUAGAUCGUUAGGGACUCUUCCCAAACUCUUA